This is a messenger RNA of Toxoplasma gondii ME49, 7125 nucleotides long. RefSeq lists its product as hypothetical. NCBI's taxonomy places the organism in Eukaryota, Apicomplexa, Conoidasida, Eucoccidiorida, Sarcocystidae. Bases 1 to 6693 code for a protein of 2230 amino acids. The transcript has 15 exons. The record is from RefSeq and is a predicted model, not a curated record.
AUGGAAGAUCUGUUGAGUGCAUUUGAAUCCGUUUCGCUGGACGACGAGGAGACUUCUUCGUCGCUUGCUCACGGAAACGUGUCUCCGCCAGCAGGCGUCGUCUCGCCAGCUGUAUUCGACCUCCACAAAAGGCCGCUCCCGACUCUCUCGUCGGUGCCGCUCUUUUCUCCCGAAGGGCAAGCAGUCGCUUCUGCUUCUCCGCGCUUCUCUGCCUCUCUGAGAGGCGAGGCCUCUCUAAGCAGCUCGCGAUCUGCAAGCACCGCAGAGAACUUCGCGGCGCUACUCGCCGCGGACGAGCAGCCCCAGAAGAACGAAGCAACGCAUGCAAAUGCGCGUGCAGUCGGCAAACUGCAGACAGAUCCAUUUGGAUGGCAGCGGGACUCCCUGGAGUCUCUCGGGGACCUCGCCGACGUCGAUCUCUGCCCCACUGGGGGGUUCGACACUCCUCAGCACUCGUCUGGCAACGACGGAGAUCGCGACGAUCAUGCCGCCCGGAGAGGAGACGGACUCGCAUGCUUCACGCCGAUGAGAGACUUUGCAUGUGCAAGUGUCUCCAGCGGAAGCCGACCAGAUGGUUGCUUUCCCGAGGUGACUCCGAACGGCCAGCAGGGGCAGCACUGCACAGUCGAGGCGCAAAGGAGACAGAGGUAUUCUGGGGGCCUUGGCACAUGCAACGGCGACCACGGCGGGGGCGCCGGAAGGCCGCAGUCCCCCCAAAGAAAUGGGCACAACGCAUGCACUGGCGGCGUCAAGAUCAACGCGUCGUCGAUGGAAGAUCUUCUCAGCUCCCCGUCUGAUGAGGAGAAAGGAACAGAGAUAGAAGAGAGCGGAGACCGGCGAGAAGAGACCCACGAUGAAGCGAAGCAGAAACAAGACGUCGCACCUGCAGAGACACGCCUGCAAGUUUCCAAGACGCGCCACAGCACAGACAGCUGGUACUCGACGGCGUCCACUUCCUCUUCUUCCUCUCCCUCCCAACCGUGUGCGUCCCCUGCUGCUCCCUCGUCGUCUCCCUCCUCUACUUCCUCUUCCUCCGCAUCUUCUGCUUCUUCUUCACCUCCUUCGUCUCCCCCGCCUUCUGCCUCCCUUCCUUCUUCCUCCCCUCCGUGUACUCCUACUCCCCCUUCUCCUUCUCCUCCCCCUUCUUCCUCUUCUCCUUCUCCUUCCUCUUCUCCUUCUCCUUCUCCUUCCUCUUCUCCUUCUCCUUCCUCUUCUCCUUCUCCUUCCUCUUCUCCUCCUUCUCCGCCGCCCUCGGCUGCUUCACCUUCCGCCUGGCUGUUUUCAGAAAGCGAGGGUGAUCCCGAAGGCGGAGCCGCACAUGCAUGCAGGCGUUCGGCGUAUCUGCGGGCGCGCGCCACAGGAUACGUCUCCAACGAGUUGUGGCUCGAGUUGCUCGGCGUGAAGGUCAGCUCAGAAGACACUCGAGACGACGAAGGCCAGUCGAGCAGCGCGGUCGAGGCAGGCGCAGCCGCGUGGAGUUCUGUAGAGCGCCGGCUUCUGGACAAAGACGAGGCGCGACUUCUGCGGAACCUCGCUCUUUCCAGCUCUGUUCCUGUCUCUUCGUGUGCUGGCGGAGGUGGACGUGAAGAAGAGACAUUGCGAAAAACGGUGAAUGAGGAAGAAGUCAAGCGCGCCAGGCGGUUCGUGAAGCUCUACUGCCGGAGGUUCGGCUGUACAUACACCCCGGGGCUGCUUUUUCUGGCUCGCAUCCUCCUGCGUUUCUUCUCCACGACCUCUUCUUCCUCUUCUGCGUCUCCUGUCCCCACUGCUGCUCUCUUGGAUGCGCUGCACAGUUUCCGGUGUCGCUACACAUCCCGCGUUCUCGCAGGGCACGCGCGGGUGGAGGCGCAGCGCAUGCAGUCUGAGUGGGAGGCCGGCAGCAAGCGUUCGUCGCUGUCCUCCGUCGCCAGCAGCUGCGACCGUUCCACCUUGGGGAAGCGGACGGAGACAGAGGGAGUGCCGUGGGUGAUUCUCGAGGCCAGUGGAGGUCUCCAGAAAGUCCCUGCCGCCAGUUCUCUGCCGGCCGAGCCGGCCGCGACAUCUCCGCCUCCUGUGGUCGCUGGAGCGGUGGACGUACACUCGGAAACAGAGCAGACUGCGGCGCGAGAGGGAAGCGCGCGUCUCUCGGGUGUCGACGCCGGGAACUUUGCAGACGGAGACGACGACUUUGAAGACGUCCGUCUCGACGACGAUGCGACCCGCAUGCAGCCGCUGGACAGCAGAAGCCAAGCUGCACCCUCGCGCCUUCACGCUUCUGCCUUCGCUCGGUCGUCUCCGGCUGUUCAGUCGGUCUCUGUGCCCUCUUCUCCAGACUGCGAGCGUGGAGAGGCGCGAGAAGGAGACUGUGGGGAGAGGAAACAAGGAGACUACGGGGCUCGAGGCCGAGAAGGAGAGUGGGGGAAGCUGUUGGAGUCGUUAAUCGCCUACCAUCUGCCCUUUCUUGGGAUUCACCUGCACCGGACGUUGCUGCUGUUGCCUGAGAAUUACGCUUGCCUCCAGCUUGCAUCUGCCUUCGCCUCCUGUUGCUAUCCGGCGAAUUCAGAGUCAGACGCGGCAGACGACGCCCUCCAGGGGACGCGGAGAGAAGGAGAAGAGACUGUGCCGCGUUGUCUCUCCUUCCCCCUCCACAGAGAAGGCCGAGACGCCUCGCGAGAGGACAAAGAGACACACAGGAGACACUGGGACGUCUACGCCGCGGAAGUCUGCGUGCAGCAGCUCUGGCGCCUCCUCGUUCUCUCCGGAGAACCUGCAGCGCCUGCACUGGUCCUCCUUUCGCUGCUCUCUCAACAGGCAGCAGAUCUCUCAUGUGCGCCCUCGCCUUCAGCAGCGACUUCUCUGCUCGCGGCUCUUUCGCUCUCGGAUGCAGAGGCGGAUUUCGGCACAGGACUGCAUGCAGGCGUUUCUCUCGUCAAGUCGAAGCGCACCGCCGAAGUCGCAGUGUCGCGCCUUCCUCUUUCCUUCCUUGUCGAACUCUCCGCCGACAGUUCCUCUUCCUCUCCUUCCACUGUCUCCUCUUGUGUACGAGAGGGCCUCGCGACGGCCUUCAGACUGUGGCAUGGUGCGGCGCUCUACGGUGUGCAGACGCCGCGUUCGUUCAGUCUCCGCCUCGCGAGUGUCGAGCGAGGGGAGACGCAGGAGAGAGGCGAGUUCGCAGAGAAGACAGAGGACUUGGUGCGUCCUCGCAUUUCUUCUCAAGCGGAGGUUUCGUCGAGCGCGGAGAAGCGCGGAGAAGAGGCUACUUCAGCCUUUGAAAAAGAGGAGGGUGAACUGCACGAGGUCCGCGCGACCGAAGAAGAGAAGGAAGACGGUCUGGUUCCUGAAACUCUCGAGGCAUCGUCCGUCUCUCCUGUCGAGACGGCUGGCGUGUACCGGACUUUCCUCCAGAGCGCCCCUGUGUCGGUUUUGGGAUCUUUGCAUGCACAGCCAAUCAUGGCGUUCGAGGCUCACGAGUUGGUCCAGGCUUUGAAGGAGACUGCCCGAAUAAAGUGCGAAUAUGUCGGCCUUCUUCAGGAGGAAGCGCGCUUGCAGGAGUCGGAGGAGAAGCUGUCGGACCUUCUCGUCCCCGAGAACUUUUUGCUUGCCCACUGGCCGCCGUCUCUGAUUGGGAUCGACAUCCUCUUUCCAGCUUUGCCUCUCGCUGCGCAUCUGACGGAAGAGGACUUUCAGCCUCAGCAGGGCGAUUUCGCGGAUGCGUUUCCGCUGAAGAGCUCGACUUCUGCAGAAGAAGCUGCGCGCCCGGCGCUCGCAGCUCCAGGCUGUCCGACACUCCCGAUGGCUGCAUGUCUGUCGACGCUGCUGGACGUUGUCGCCUUCGUUCUGGAGGCGUGGACGAUGACGUUGAUCGACUGCAGAACUCUGGAGGAAGUGGAGAAGAGCAGCUUCGUUCGCCUCGCACAUGCAGUUCUCGUCGACGGCCAGGUACUGAAGAAGCGAAGACCGGAUGCUUCUCGCACCGCCGCGGCGCCCGGCGAAGCAGACGGUGCGUCGACGCGAGGACCGGUGCCCGACAUGCCGGCCGACGAAGGCGAGCGAGAAGACUCGUCUCUUGGGGACUCUGAACAGCGGGGGAAGGCAAGUAAGCAACCUCUCCCUUCGAGCUCCUUCCUCGACGCCGGCUUCAAGACGCUCUUCUCCACAGCGAAGUCUGCCUCCUUCCUCGACAGAAGUCUUGACCGAAGUCCAGAGAGUCGUCCGCAGGAGGCAGCGGGGACUCCGAGUCCCUGCGACGGCUCCGACGGCGAGGAAGAGAGAAAGAGGGAACUCGCACAUGUCCUCCGCAAAUGUGCAGUGGCGCGGGGGAAACCUGUAACCGUCUUCGCAGAAGAUCCGUCUGCAGAGAACGACGGAGAAGACAACGCACAGACGCUCGCCACCCUCCUCAUUGAAAACCAGUUCGUUCGCGUCUCGCACCUCCUCGGCGGCUGGGCAGCUUUGGUGGCGGCGAUCGAACGCGCAGAGCUCUCUGCCCAGCUGCUCACGGAGAGCCUCGUCUCCCCGUCCUUCCGCCUGUCCGACGGCUCCAGUGCCGCGGCCUUCACGGCGGGCGCCGCGGCGGCUCUGCAAGAGUGGAGCUCCAGAGCGAGAGAAAAAGCUCGCGGCUGGGUCCAGGCGUCUGCAUCGAAAACACAGGCCUUCCCCCUCAAAUGGCAAGCGUUCCGCAGGGCGCGAGCAUCUUCUUCGUCUACAGAGGAGGGUGAAGAGAAGGAAGACCUGAGAGUGGAGGCGCCUCACGCAGAUGCGCCGGACUCGGAGUCGCAGCCUGAAAAGAAGGAAGAAGAAACUGAGAGCGAGAACACAACUGAUAAGGAGAAAGAGACGACUGCGAAUACCUCUCGUCCUUCCCUUGAAGAAAUGAAAAACCAAGCGGCAACUGUGAAGGCCGCCGCAGCAACGCUCUUUUCUCAACUCUGGACGAAACCGACCGCGUGUGAGACCACAGAGUUUCCUUCAUCCUCUUCUUGCUCUUCUUCUUCCUCUUCGUCUUCUUUUUUUUCGGCGCUGCUCCGCGGGGAAGGCGGUGCUUCGCGUGCGAAGCCGCAGAGAGCUGAGGGGGGCAAAGAAGGGGAGAAAGUCGAUCCAGAGAAGCAAGGGGAGGAGAACGAACCUGCAAUCUCUGAAGACGUUUCGAAAAAGCAGGCAUCCCGAGAGACGUCUCCUCGCAGCUCUUCUCUUGCGAGUCCUCAGUCGCAUGCAGCCCCCGAAACCGUAGACAGGAGAACCUCAGACGAACCGCCAAACAUCUCUCCUUCUUCUCCUCCUUCGUCCUUUUCUUCUUCUUCUUCGUCCUUUUCUUCUUCUCCCCUGUGGCCGUCUCUGAGGGCCGCGGAGUUUCCUCCGGCCGCCUCCACGAAGUCGGGAGAGCCGUCGCGCCGCGAGAAGGUUUUCUCAUCGCUGCUGUCCUCUACGAUGGGAGGUGCAGACUACGUCAAAAGAAGUUCCUCGAAGUGGAAGGACAGUCUCAAGAGCAUAACGCUCUCUCGGGCAUUCCAGGCUGCGCAUCCAGAGCCCCCAGCGGCGACCGCCGAGAGCGAGAGAGCUGACGCAGGCGUUUCAACCGGGGACCCUGCAGAGAGUCGACGGACGCGGACAGAAGAACAGACGCACCAGGAUGCGAAUUCAGAGACUGACAGAGGCAGCAGAGAGAGCUUGCGAGAACAAGGCUCUUUCUCUGCAGGAAGCAUUCUCGGAUUCGAAGAAGCUAGUGGAGCGUUCGAAGUGCUCGGAGACGUCCGGUCUGAUCUCGCCCAAGUCGCCAGACUCGGAGAAGCGGGACUCCUCCCUAGCGAUAUCGAUCCUGAAGAGGACGGCGUCUUCGAAAUCGGCGACGAUGACGAAGGCGAAAACCGAGGCACCAGUGGCUUCGGACCUGUCGAGCGCGUCGGCUCCGAAGCUGGUCAAGACCUCAUGCUCAUGAUGAAAAAAUAUGAAAUGUACAUCCAGGAAAUCCAAAGCCUCGAGAAAGGAUCGAUCAUCGACCUUGUGGAGGUUCAGAAACAAAUUGGAGAUCUCCAGAUUUUCGAGGCUCUGAAACUACGGCCGAUCAAGCCACGAUGGAGUUUCACCCUCUCCGAAGGUGUCGUUGCCAAGAAUGCCGAGAAAAAGUCUCUGCGCUGGAUGCUGCUGACGUUGCACCAGUUGAUUGUUCUCGAGCCGCACUGCUCGGAGAAGAAAGCCGAUCAAGACGAACGAGGAAGCGAAGCGGGCUCCCCGCUCAAGUCAGAGAACGCGGACGCCGAGAAGGACGGCGCCUCGUCGGUGCUUCGUCCUCGGUUGGGUUCGGGAGUUCCCUCUUGGUCCGGACACUGGAGAAACGCCGUCAUAUCUUUCGGGGAGAAGGCGAAGGACGCCCUGCAACACAACGCUGUCAUCGAGCAGCUCCAGUUACAGCGCGCAGGAACGGGAAGCGACGGCCCCGCGACCUUCGAGACGAUAACUGGCAUCAUCACUCUGCCGCAUGCAGCUUCUCGGAGCGGCGAAGGAGCCUCCAAAGUCAGCUGCUGGGUGCGGGUGAAGAGCAAUCACAAGCUGAGCGACCUCCAGAAAGCUCUGCAUUUCCCAGAGGAGGCGCAUCGUCUCUCGCUGGUUUUAUGCAAUGGAAAAAGCAAUUCCUACCAAGUCCUGGCGCGCUCGGCGUUCCUGGAAGCCAUUCAAAAUCGUCUCGCGUCUCUCAACAUCGACGUUAGCGCGGCGUGAGGGGGAAGCAGAUGGUGCCUACCGCUGAGCUCGAGAGAGGAGAAUCAGCUCACUUCUAGACGGAGCGAAGCGACGGUGGUGGACUGCGAGCUCGCCGGUUUCUCGAAGAGCAAGGAAACGCCAGAGCAGCCGUUUUCUCGUCAAACGCCAACGCAUUCUCGCCGUAGUUGCACCUGCGCGAAGAAGCGGCGACUUCUGCAGCAUGUUUCUGGAACGCAUCUUUGCAACGGAGGUCGAGUCCCCGUCCGCUUUGCGACAAGGAACAGCGACUCGGUCGCUGAGAAAGAGUUCCCCGUUUUUCCGCGGUGUAUGCACACUCUGCCUGCUCUGCGCCCUCCCGUUCAGAAACGAGAGGGUCUUUCCUGUUUUCGCGUAUUGCGGUGCGGAGGGCGAUCCGGCGCGUUUGCGGCCUCGACAGUCAGAGUUUUAGCA